Drosophila pseudoobscura is the source of this 2218-nucleotide messenger RNA. RefSeq lists its product as uncharacterized. The transcript has 6 exons. The record is from RefSeq and is a predicted model, not a curated record. Bases 220 to 1440 code for a protein of 406 amino acids. Lineage: Eukaryota; Metazoa; Arthropoda; Insecta; Diptera; Drosophilidae.
UUUUUUAAUUGAAGCAAAAUAACUGUAUGUUAGCGAUAAGCGCUUUGUUUUGUAAAGCAAUUAAUUGUUCGUCAUGUAUAAGUACUUUAAUUGUAUAAAAAAUAAGCGUCGUUUCUCAGUUCCUAUAGUUUCAUACACAUGUGUGAGCACACAAUAACAUUGUGUAUAUGAAAAUGGAUUAACUAAUUUGCGCGAUUUUACCUGGAAGUAACUAUAAUCAUGGAAGAGUUGUGCAGCAAUUUUGGACAUUCGAGUACUUCUAGUACCGGUAGCAAUUCAUCAAUUUCAGCUAAGACAGCAUUGAGUGAGUGCUCAGCCGCUUGGAUCAAUUACUUGAGUGCUUUGAAUAGUCUAUGCACAUCUGGUUCCAAGUUGGCACAUUCCAUAGCAGUCUUGGAGCAGUGGUCAUUAAAUGAAAAGCCGCUGUUUAACAAUUAUACGACAUCUUAUUUAACAAAUUCAUGGAAUGAUCUGGCCAGGGCAACCACAGUGGCAACAGGUACUGUUAAAACUCACAUGUUGGCUAUACUACAGGACUUUGUUACCAUACCGUCCGUGGAUCAAUCUGCUUCUAUGAAUACCGAGCUGGAACAAAAACGACUCAGAGAGCAUAAUGAGCUUAUCGUUCUGGAAAAUGCACAAUCAGUUAUCAACAUUCAGCAUCAGUUUUGUGCAGCUAGCUACGAUGCGUUUUCAUCGCUAACAUGCUGCUUCGUUUGUCAAUCCCCAGUCGGAUUUCCGCAUGAACAAGACUGUAGCGUUCUCAAGCAACGAUCUCAAUACGAUCAACGGUCACAGACCCCAUCGCCAAACUUGUGUGUCUCAAAUGUAAAAUCGGAUUCGUCGAAAGGAAAUUCGCUAACCGAUCAGCGCCCUAUUGCAAUUGGAAUUACGGAAUCAGUGGAACAGCAGCGUUGCCCAUCGCCGGUACUAACGUUUCAUGAUCCAAAUCCAAUGCAAGCUAUUUUUGAACACACACGUGGUCCGUUGCCAAACCCAGGACACUUGCUUUCGAUGAAGACACCAUUUCACCGGAAUGUAAAAUCAUCUUUGAGUUUCCCAUUGUUUCCUUUAAAUGGGCAGCGCCGUUGGUCAGAAGCUGCUGCUGGUGAAGUUAUUGAUGGAAACUCUACUGAUCCUGAAAGCCAAAUGAGGAGAUGGUCCAUGCCAUGGGAAGCAACGAAGUCUGACACCAACACAGUGACGUGGAACCAAACCAGAAUAAUGCCAAUGAAUACUUUAAAGACUUCUUCUUAUAAAAUGUCUAGCUCUGACCGAUACACUUCACAUAAUUCAGAUGGAAACUGCCCUUUGCCAUCAAGUAGUCAGGAUGGUCUACUAGAAGCUAUUCAGUUACUAUCUAUAAAACCAACCACAAUGAAUCAAAUAAAUCCUCAUACUUGUAUUCCGCCCACCUCUCCGGAUGGCGGUAUAGACUAACUUUAAAUUUGGAUAAAUUUUUCAUUUGUUGUCAAUGCAUGUUUCGACUUCAUUAUUUCAUGUUUUCUAAUAGCGCUUCGGCUGUAAAUACAACCAGCUAAAUUUUUUCUUAGAACGAAAGGGGACACAGAAAUGUUUUGAUUGCGCUAAGCCGCGGUAGUCUGGUCUUGUCUUAUAUGUUGUACCCGUGGCUAUUAGGCCUUAAAGUUCUGACUUUGUGGGGCAUGGCAAAGCAUAAACUUUACAGUGCACUUUUUCUAUGCAAAGGUGCAUCGUGCGUUCCACCAACUAUCUCAACUGAUAGUUGUGAAGCUGGUUUGCUCAGUAUUUACAUGUUCACUUACCUGUAUGCAAGUACUCUUUUAAAGAUGAUUACACUGAAAACGAGCAUUUUCCAUCUAUAGUAUGUUAAUCUACUAGUAAAAGAAUUUAUUUGUGCUGGUAUAAUGCCAUUCAUUAUAAGUAGGUAAAUCUUACACACUUAAUGCUAAGUAGAUUUUCGGUUUUAAAAUUUAAAUUAUGACACUAGUGAGAUAUUUUCUAUUUCUUAUUCCUACGAACACUUAUAGUUAAAAUAUCAUAAUUAUACCAAUAAUAUGAUCUAUCUUUCUGUUUUUUUAAUGAUGCUUACACAUACGCACAUUAUUUUUACACCCAAACAUACAUCUUUAUGUGUGCAUAUGGCUUCAUUUUUGUUUUUGUGGGUUACAAAUAUGUAUUUUAUAAGGUUAUCCGUAGUUUACUAUUCGGUGUUCACUAAUAGGGGGGAUUUCUAUCA